Molecule: messenger RNA, 882 nt
Organism: Epithele typhae
Lineage: Eukaryota; Fungi; Basidiomycota; Agaricomycetes; Polyporales; Epitheliaceae
Exons: 3
Coding region: 1-882 (293 amino acids)
Source: RefSeq, a predicted model, not a curated record
AUGCAGUCAGCCUACGACUAUUCCGUUGCCAUGUCUCACCAGGUGCCUUUCACCUAUGAGGACCUGGACAUGUACACCUCCUCGAUGAUCACCGGACCACACCAGUACUAUGUGCACGAGCCAUGCGUGCAGGCGCACCAACUUCACUACAACGUCGACUUCGACUUUGACUCGGUGCCUUACGGGGCACCCUCCGUUGGUCCUUUAUCGCAGGACUGGGCUCCAGAACUCACUUCGCUGGACCUUCCACCGUUCUUCGAAGACUUCGAGCGCUUCAUAGACUCGGCGUACGCUCAGCUCCAGGCCCCCGACCACGAAGCGCCUCCUCGUCCAGCCCGCUCAACUAUCGACCUGCCUCCCGCCCUCAGCCCUCCUGUCUCCGGCCAAGGAUCAUCAACCCGUCCUCCCAAGGGGUCCCGCACCGCCCACGCGCGCCCUGCACCCACAUCUCCCGUGGACGCGGACCUCCAACCCAUACAAGUCUCCUCCCCCAACGACACUUAUCCCUGUCCCAUCCCGGGCUGCGGCGCCGCGCUCGCGUACAAAGACUCGGCCUGGCGCCGCCACUUCAAGACCGUCCACCACGCCGCGCUGUGCUCCACCUGCCCCGCGUCGGGCGCGGGGUCGCCGUGCAUGGCGCGCUGCCCGGUCCCCGGCUGCCCCGACGCCCACGGCGCGUCCGGCGGCCGGCGGCGGAGCGAGGACGGGACGAUGACGCUCGACAGCCUCGGGCGGCACUGGCUGAACGUGCACAUCGGCGUCGUCUUCCGCUGCCCGCUGUGCGGGCACGAGGGGAUGAUGCGCGAGUCCGCGGCGACGCGGCACGUGCGGAGCUGCGCGCAGAGGCGGCGCGCUGGCGGCACGCGGGCGGCGACGCACUAG